AUGCAUCGUUUUACCGAUAUCGAAUCAACGUCAAAACGACUACCACCUGUCUCUGGCUACUUGACUCAUCAACUAGUAUCUCUAUCAAAAGCUCUUGAACCGAUCCACUCCAUAAUCGAUCGAUUGGAUCAUUUUAGCGAAAUCGCAAAAACCGAAUGUCAUUUUCCUUCCGAACAUGGACUUACUCGUGACGAGUCAGCUGCUGUCUAUCUUUAUACCAUGGAAUGGGGACAAAACAGUUUCUAUCGAGUAAUUAAUCGUGCACUACGUGCUGAAGAUCAGUUGUUAUUAAAACCUUGGUGUGCUUACCUUAAACUAUUCGAUGUAGCAGUACAAAAGUUACCAACUAUUCGAAAAAAUCUAUGGCGUGGUGCUUCGAAAGAUGUAACCAGAAACUUUAAGAAAGGCGACGAAUUUAUAUGGAGGUCCAUCAGUUCAUGUUCGACUUCUGUUAAUAUUAUCAAGGACUUUCUUGGACCAGAUUCAACCUUAUUCUUAAUUGAAGCAAUGAAUGGAAAAGAUGUUUCGAGUUGUACCAACUAUCCAACUGAAGAUGAAGUCAUUCUUUGUCCAGGUACAAGAUUUCGUGUUGCUAGUGAUCCUUUAGAUCAACCACCAAUGCAUUUAAUCCAUUUGCAAGAAAUUACUAAUAAUGACCAAGGAUCACUGCCAACAGCUCUUAAAACGAUGACUAUGACAUCAAAAACUGCAUCUACCCACACACUUUCUAAUGUUCAAGCUUCACUGAUACAUAUUUAUACUGAUCAAUUGGGUAACAGAUACGAAGGAGAAAUGAAAGGAGAGAAAAAACACGGUAAAGGUCAAAUGGAUUAUGCAGACGGCGGUAAAUAUAUAGGUACGUUGUAA
Messenger RNA from Adineta steineri, 867 nucleotides. The record is from the annotation of a GenBank genome assembly. Lineage: Eukaryota; Metazoa; Rotifera; Eurotatoria; Adinetida; Adinetidae.